AUUGAUUCUUCUUCCAUCUGGUGACAACCUUUUAAAACACAUUUCGAAACAGUAAAUUUAUUGGCUUUUUAACUAAAAAUGUACUCCCCGGUGAGAAAAGAUUUCCACAUCACAUGACACAUUGCCUGAGAGGAAGAAGGAGUUAAAAUUAUCCUCCAAUCCAACUGUCCAAUCCUUCUCAAGCUGAUCAAGCUGAGUGGAGAAGAGACUGAACAGACUUGAUGACUUCCAACUUGCAGGCAGCAUGCAAAGUCCCUCUUGGAUUUCACGGACAAUUAGAAGCUGAAGUUAAAAGGAUUAAACUCAGCUGAUGAUCACAGGAAGUCCUUGGAACUAAGAGCGAUCACUUGUCUGGCAGUGGUCCCACAUCUUUUCCAUCAAGACGGCAGACGGACCUCUGAGGAGACCUCAGCUCAAACCUCAGAGCUUGUCAUCCUUUCAGUAAGGCCAAGAAACCUUCCUAAUAAAAUGAGAUUAUUCUGAAAGCAAACACAGUUUUGCCAAAAAACUUUGCCACUAGAACAUUUCUAGGGACUUGGAUUUGUUUUAUUUUUUUGUCCUUUUUGAUGUUGUCUGAGCAGAACGAUCUGCUGAGCAUUUGCUGGGAUGCACCCUUCAAUCCAACAUGAAUAAGCAACAUUCAGGGUUUAUUUAGCAACAGAUAUAAAGUCAAAGAAAGCCAUAACGUAAUUCCUAAUUACUUACACUCCAAGCAAAGAUGACCAGAGACAGUCAUCCUCCCAGUCUCAUGCAUUCCCGUGUAUUGCACCACCAAUGGAUUGGAGUCUCCCUGGGGUUUGUCCUCCCCGUUUUUCCCCUUUGUCCUCUUCUUUUGUGUUACUUCCUGUCAUGUGCAGCAGGAGCUGGUAGUUUACCAGGCAUAGAAUACAGUUAUGGCAUUAGCCCCAAGUUUGUUUGCACCCCUGUUCCUCCAGAGGCGGAUCCUAGCUGCUAUUCCCCACCUACUGUGCCCCAUGGACCCAGUGGUAGCUCUCAUGAUCAUGGUGGGGGCACCCAUCGAAGCAUGAUGUCGGAUGAAGCUAAGGCCACCAUCCUGCACCUUCGCGAAAGCCUUGUGAGGCAGAAGGAAACCAUCCUUGACCAGCGGGAGACCAUCAGAGAGCUGACCGCUAAGCUCACCUUGUGCGAAGGUUUUGGGAGUCACCAUAGUGUUGGACAUCAUGAAAACCACCAUGAAAGUCACCACGACCCUCACCAUGACACCCACCACAGUGGCCACCAUGAGGACCAUCAUGGACGCCAUGGCAGCCACAGUGGCCCUUCUUCGCUGCACCACAGUCCCUCAGCGCAUGAUCAUCACCCCUCCCACGGCAGUCACAGACCAGACCUUCAUCACAGGAAGGGAUCAUCGCACAGCAAGCAUAGCUCCUUCUCCCCUGAGCAGACGGGAAAGACCCUGCAGACUCUGAAAGAGAGGCUGGAAAACCUACAGGCUAGAAAUUCUUCCAGCUCAUAUUCCAGCUCCUUAAGACAACUUCUUCAGCGAAAGAUCAAUGCUCUGGAGGAGCAGUUGCACAGAUUCCAUAGAGAUCCCCAUAGUGACCCUCACAGAGAUCAUCAUGAUGACCAUCACGAAGAUAACCAUGGCGGUAGCCACCAUGACGACCAUCGGGAUGACCAUCACGAUACUCAUCAUGGUACCGGUCACCAUGAAGACCUGCACGGUCUAGGCCAUCAUGAAGACCACCACAGUAGCCAUCACAGUGACCACAGUAGCCAUCACACUGACCACAGAUACCACAAGCCAAACAACCACCAUAAUAAUCAUCACUAUGACCACAGCUAUGACUGGCACCAUGGUCGGCAUUAUGGUCACCAUGGCAACCACCCAAGCAGCCACCAUGAGGACCACACCAAUGAUCAUCAUGCUGGCGAUCACCAUGAUGAUCAUCAAGAUUAUUACCAUGAACAUGGACGCAAUGGUGACCACCAUGACGAUCACCAUGACGAUCACCAUGACAACCACCAUGAAACCAGCCACUAUGACCAGUACCAUCAACCCCAACACCUGCCCUACAGCAGCAAGGAGACAAUUCUGCAAGGUCCUGGUCACAGCAAGUUGGAGACAGUUCUAGGUCAAUUACACCCCAGCGGUGGUCAUGGAAACAAACCGAAGCUGAAGAGCCCCAGUGCUUUUCUCCUUGACUUCCCAAUGAGGACCAACUACAUGUACGCCAAGAUGAAGCGGUCUUUGGUCAAUGAGAUCUUUGCCAUGACUUUGUGCCUGUGGUUAAAGUCAGGCGAGAGUUCUGGCCUUGGAACUCCCAUCUCCUAUGCCAUUCCUGGACAAGCCAACGAGCUCGUACUCAUUGAAUGGAGCAACAACCCAAUGGAGCUUCUUAUCAACGAUAAGGCAGCUACUAUGCCAAUAACAGUGACGGACGGAAAGUGGCAUCACGUGUGCGUGACAUGGUCGACACGUGAUGGCGUCUGGGAGGCCUACCAGGAUGGGGUAAAGAAAGGUUCUGGGCAGAACUUAUCAGCCUGGCAGUCUAUUAAACCAGGGGGGAUCUUCAUCCUGGGUCAAGAGCAGGACACUAUGGGAGGUCGCUUUGACAUCACACAGUCCUUCAUGGGAGAGAUGUCGGAUCUCCAGUUCUGGUCCAGGGUUCUGACAGCGGAUGAGAUCCACAUCCAGGCCACAUGUGGAGGUCACCUCGUAGGUGACGUCAUGUCAUGGUCUGAAGAAUUGGUGGAGCUCCACGGGGGCCUCAAUGAGCUUCCCUAUGAGCCCUGCCACUAAAUCUGGAACGAAUAAACAUUGUUUGGGUUGUGUACGAAGAAUACAGAAUAUGUAUGUCUGAAUGUAUUAUUUAUUUAUUUUUUUUUUUUGCUCCUGUCUGAUCCUUCUGCCUUCUCCACGUACACUCUCUCUUCCGUGCUCUCAGCAGGACAGCUUUGAGAGCCCUAAAGGGCGCAGAGCUUUGGAUUUACUGCCCAUGUGCUAACGUCUGUGGCUGUUCUGGGCAAUCCAACACACAUAAGAGGAUUUUCUUUUUCUGAAACAGCUCCAGAAUUUGCUGGCUGACAUUAACUGACUUUCUGUAAUCAAGAGAAACGUUACAGACAGGAAAAGUGAGACUAAAAGGGGCAUAAGUAAUAAGUCCGUUCAGCCUCUGAGUAGCCUCUGGAGAAUUUAAUGCAGGUUUUGUUUUUACAGUGCUGGUCAAAUUUGGUUUGGUUGUAGCACAAAGUAUUAAUGUUGACUUUUGCACAUUAUAUUAGUAUUUCAUAUUGAAACUAUACUUCAGGCUUUUCGUAGAAAAACCAUGCUUUUUUUCUAAAAUAUAUUUAUAAUUUAUGUUUAAAACUUGAUGUUUUGUCUAUUACUGCAAGUGGAUUCUUCUGAAGAUUUGUUGCACAACUCAGAAAGGGGUCAGUGAGAGGUGUCGCAUGUUUUGGCUACAUGCCACCGGGCAGUAUAAAUACAGGUAAAGCAGUUCUCAGCGUGUCAGAGCUGGAAUGGCAGGAUUUACCUGUGAACACCUGAUCUAAGCCCACCUAUUUUUGACUUGCUGCAGCCACUAGGCUGAGGCGGCAGCAGCGCAUGCUUGGAGGAAAAACCCUCUGGUGACAUCUGCUUUAGCUGCACUCCCACUUUUUAUAACGUUUUUAUCCAGUACAAGUCGCAUCAGACAUUUUUGCUUUCGCUUUGUAGCACUUUCUAAACAUUUGCUUGAUUCUGUCUGGUUUUUUUCAUGCAUGUUGGUAAGGAACUGUUGUUCCUUUGUUUUAUUUAUACCCUUUCUGGUUGUGUUGAUAGUUAAAAAAAAAAAAGGGAUAUGCGUUGUACUGAUGCCAAUAAAACAUCAUUUUGAAGCUGUACAUAUUUGCAAACUCUUUACUUGUGAUGCCAUGUCAACCGCUCUUUGCUCCAGUGUUGGCAUAUGGCGCUGGGCCAAAGAGACAGAACGUCUCUAUCCGUGUUCUCGUCAUCUUGCCACCAAACUGUGUCGCUCAUAAGCUCGAUGUUUGUGUGUAAAAAGAGAAAUAUUUUAUUUUUAUUCCUGUGUACUUGCUGUAAAUAUGCCAUCUAUUUUCCUGUGUUUGAACGACAGCCCCUCCCUAUGUGUAAGCCAAAAAGUUCAACUGUUAAUCCAUGCUAAUGAUGCUCCUCAACAUGAUAUUUAAUGUAAGGGUUUUGAAUAAAAACAAUUUCAGAUGUUG
This is a messenger RNA of Oryzias latipes (Japanese medaka), 4188 nucleotides long. RefSeq lists its product as uncharacterized. The record is from RefSeq and is a predicted model, not a curated record. Lineage: Eukaryota; Metazoa; Chordata; Actinopteri; Beloniformes; Adrianichthyidae.